Molecule: messenger RNA, 1131 nt
Organism: Talaromyces rugulosus
Lineage: Eukaryota; Fungi; Ascomycota; Eurotiomycetes; Eurotiales; Trichocomaceae
Exons: 5
Coding region: 1-1131 (376 amino acids)
Source: RefSeq, a predicted model, not a curated record
AUGGAUAAUCACACUUGUCCGAGGCCUUUUGUUAAUGAAGAUGUCUUUCCAUAUACGGACGGAUACUUUGAAUCCAGACUAGACAUAGUUGGCUGGUGUGCCAUACCAGUCUUUAUCAUCAUAUUUCUUCUCAUUCUCACAUACGCUGUCCUUCCAAAGGAGGCUACCGGUCGUCAUUAUUUGACGACUGUCCCUGGAAUUGGGUUUCUUCUUCUAUCUCUCACCUACAUCCUACCUCUCAUUCACCGGCCUGAUCAAUGUGCCGACCACAUCACUCCCAACGAUAGUACAUCGGAUUCUAUGUGCACUGGAACAGUGGUUGUUAUCGUGGUGGGGGUAUGGUUUGUCGUGAUUAGUUGCCUAUUCCGGGUUCUAUCCCUCCACCUAUAUGUGGUCUGGGAGAAGAAACUGGGAGUAAAGUUCAUGACGGUCUCAUUGACUUGCAUUUUUAUGGGCACAAUUGCCCUAUCAGCGAUGCCAGUCCUUGUCACUGGCGCAUCAUACCAGUUCGGCGAGGUGUGUUAUCUUAAGCCUUCAGGGAACAACUGGUCGUUCUUAGUUCCUUUGAUUAUCGUAGCUGUUGCAAUAUUUAUAUUGCAAAUAUGGACUUUAAUACACUGCGUUAUGAGUGUAAUCCAGGGUAUCUGGGUGGAUCGGCGAUACUCUACGCAGGCAUCGAGAGAGUUGUACAAGGACGGGCGGACUUCUGUGCAAUCUAAUAAACUAUUGACCAGCAUGCAAUGGCGACCGAUGCUAACUGCGUUUGGCAUUGAUUUACAUGUCGCUCUGUUUUGUGCCUUAUUCAUCAUGGUACGGACAGAGCAUCACUUCACAGAAGACACGUUCGACACAUGGGUAAAUUGUCUACUCUCGUUCCCAGAUGACACGGAUCGUUGUUUGCCAGAAACUGGGGGCCUGGGUCCAAGCGAGGACCUUGUCUUUGCAUGCUUUCUGAUGCUCGGUAUCUCCGGCCUAUGGGGAGUCAUUCUUGUUAUGCGUCGCUCAAUGAUCCGCGGCUGGAUACAGUUAUUGAAGUCUUUCGUAAGGCCAGCUCGUUCUCCAGAUAUAGAUCUGGAACAUCAUAAUUGGAAGCGCUUCAGCGAAACAGAAAAGCAUUCUGUCCGAUCAUGA